Messenger RNA from Penicillium manginii, 1608 nucleotides. RefSeq names its product carboxypeptidase C PRC1 (gene cp3). Gene Ontology annotation, cellular component: fungal-type vacuole. Gene Ontology annotation, molecular function: serine-type carboxypeptidase activity. Lineage: Eukaryota; Fungi; Ascomycota; Eurotiomycetes; Eurotiales; Aspergillaceae. The transcript has 2 exons. The record is from RefSeq and is a predicted model, not a curated record. Bases 1 to 1608 code for a protein of 535 amino acids. Gene Ontology annotation, biological process: proteolysis.
AUGGACAACUGGGCCCAACAGGGUUCUGACCUCUUCAAGCAGGGCCACGAUGCUUUCAAGCAGGGCUCCGAGUUCCUCUCCAAGCCCCUGCAGAAUCUUCAGGAUCAGUUCAAGACACUCUCUGGCGAGGCCCGUCAGCUUUGGCAGGAGGUCGCCGACCACUUCCCCAACAGCAUGGAGCAGGCCCCCAUGCUCUCGCUGCCCAAGAAGCACAACCGUCGCCCUGACUCUCACUGGGACCAUGUUGUCCGUGGCGAGGAGGUGCAGAGUGUUUGGGUCACUGGUGCUGGCGGCACCAAGGAGCGGGAGAUUGAUGGUAAGCUCGAGGCUUAUGAUCUCCGCGUGAAGAAGGUGGAUCCCAGCGUCCUCGGUGUCGAUCCCGACGUCAAGCAAUACAGUGGUUAUCUUGACGAUAACGAGAACGACAAGCAUCUGUUCUAUUGGUUCUUCGAGUCUCGCAACGACCCCGAGAAUGAUCCCGUCGUUCUCUGGCUGAACGGCGGCCCCGGCUGCUCUUCCCUGACUGGACUGUUCAUGGAGCUUGGACCCAGCUCCAUAAACGCUGAGAUCAAGACUGUUUACAACGACUACUCCUGGAACUCCAAUGCCUCGGUGAUUUUCCUGGACCAGCCUGUCAACGUCGGUUACUCCUACAGUGGCAGCGCCGUGAGCAGCACCGUCGCUGCGGGCAAGGACGUCUAUGCUCUUCUGUCCCUGUUCUUCAAGCAGUUCCCCCAGUACGCUAAGCAGGACUUCCACAUUGCUGGCGAGUCCUACGCUGGUCACUACAUCCCCCAGUUCGCCUCUGAGAUUCUCUCCCACAAGAAGCGCAACAUCAACCUGAAGUCCGUCCUGAUCGGAAACGGUCUGACCGAUGGUCUCACCCAGUACGAGUACUACCGCCCCAUGGCUUGCGGUGACGGUGGCUACCCUGCUGUCCUUGAUGAGGGUACCUGCCAGUCCAUGGACAACGCUCUUCCCCGCUGCCAGCAGAUGAUCCAGGCUUGCUACGACAGCGAGAGCGCUUGGGUCUGCGUUCCCGCCUCCAUCUACUGCAACAACGCCCUGUUGGCUCCCUACCAGCGUACUGGCCAGAACGUUUACGACGUCCGUGGCAAGUGUGAGGAUGAGUCUAACCUGUGCUACAAGGGCAUGGGCUAUGUUAGCGAGUACCUCAACCAGGCCAACGUUCGCGAGGCACUCGGUGCCGAGGUCGACGGCUACGACUCCUGCAACUUCGACAUCAACCGCAACUUCCUGUUCAACGGUGAUUGGAUGAAGCCCUUCCACCGUCUUGUUCCUGGUCUCCUCGAGCAGAUCCCCGUCCUCAUCUACGCCGGUGACGCCGACUUCAUCUGCAACUGGCUCGGCAACAAGGCUUGGACCGAGGCUCUUGAGUGGCCCGGCCAGAAGAAGUUUGCUGGUCUGGAGCUGGACGACCUUGUUAUUGAGCAGAACAAGCACACUGGCAAGAAGAUCGGCCAGGUCAAGUCCCACGGCAACUUCACCUUCAUGCGUCUGUAUGGCGGUGGCCACAUGGUCCCUAUGGACCAGCCCGAGUCCAGCCUGGAGUUCUUCAACCGCUGGUUGGGUGGUGAGUGGUUCUAA